AAAGCUGCUGUGGAAUGAGAGAACUCAGAAUUGCGGCAGACAUUCAGCCAUCUACUUGCAAAAAGAGAUCGGAGUCGGGCAUGUGACUCUCCUGGACCCCCGAACCCACAAAGCUUGAAGAUUCCAGGCAGCCUUGGAGCAUGGCAAGUCCAGAGCAUCCUGGGAGCCCUGGCUGGACAGGACCCAUAAACCAAUGCAUAACAAGGACCAGACAAGAAGUAGUGCCUCCAAGCCCAGACCUCCCUUGUCCAGGACCUGAAGAAGCCCAAGAUGGCCCCAGCUCCAACUCCAGCAUGACCACAAGGGAGCUACAGGAACACUGGCAGAAGGAGAAGAGCCGCUGGAAACACGUCAGGCUGCUCUUUGAGAUCGCCUCAGCCCGCAUUGAGGAGAGGAGAGUCUCCAAGUUUGUAAUGUACCAGAUCGUGGUCGUCCAGACCGGGAGCUUCGACAGCGACAAGGCGGUGGUGGAAAGGCGCUACUCGGACUUCGAGAGGCUGCACAAGGCCCUCCUGAAGCGCUUCGGGCCGGAGCUGGAGGACGUGGCGUUCCCGCGGAAGCGCCUGACGGGGAACCUGUCGGCCGAGACCAUCUGCGAGAGGCGCCUGGAGCUGCGCGAGUACCUGCGGCUGCUCUACGCCGUGCGCGCCGUGCGCCGCUCGCGCGAGUUUGUCGACUUCCUCACGCGGCCGGAGCUGCGCGAGGCCUUCGGCUGCCUGCGCGCCGGCCAGUACGCGCACGCGCUCGACCUGCUGGGCCGCGCGGUGCCGCUGCAGGAGAAGCUGACGGCGCACUGCCCGAGCGCCGCCGUGCCCGCGCUCUGCGCCACGCUCGUGUGCCUGCGCGACCUGGAGCGGCUGGCCGAGGCCUUCGCGGUCGGCGAGCGUGCGCUGCGACGCCUGCGGGCGCGCGAGAGCCACCGCUACUACACGCCGCUGUUGGACGCCAUGGUGCGCCUGGCCUACGCUCUGGGCAAAGACUUAGCAUCGCUGCACGGCCGGCUGGACGAGAACCAGCUCCGGAGGCCCACGCACAGGGGUGCCACCCUGAAGGAGCUCACCGUACGAGAGUAUCUGUCCUGAGGCGGCCCGACAAGGUGCCCUGGCAUCCAGGCUGCGCAGAGCCGUGGGUCGCCGUCGCCGGUGGGCUUUACUGGGCAGCUUUGGACAUGCCCGGGUGUACUGUGGUGUCUGCUGAGCAGAGGGGCUCCUGGGACCUCUGGAAGAGCCAUCUUGUGCCUCUUGAGUGCCUAGUUCUCUAAAUUCUAAGCCCACAAGCUCAGCUGUCAAAACUUUGCGAGUACCAUGGACCUUACUUGCCAUUUCGGGAUGGGAAGGACCGCACAGAAUGAGUCAGCCUAGGCACUUUGUUGAGAAUGGCCCCAAAUAAGAGGUCACAGAAUUACCAAAACAGAAAAAGAAGAAGCACCUGUUUUUGUAGGCAGCCAGGGGAGAAAUUUGCAGGGUCAUCCUGCACAAACAUGCAACACAUUUCCUUCCCGUUGCCCCAGAUCUUCCCUUCGCUCCUGUGACCCCCCAACCCCGCCCCCAUCAAUUGCAAAUAUUUUCAUCCAUUAGCCCACAGACCUAGCUCCUUCUUUUGGUGUCACGCUCUCAAUCAAAAAGCUCAGGAGAAUCCUGCAGGAUGGAGAUUAUAUGAUUCCUUGAAGUUAUAAGGAUGCUUGCUGGGAGGGAAGUCAGGUGUAGUAGACAAGGAGGAGGGGAAGGUAGAAACUUACUAUACAUUUAGUACAUCAUAGUACUAUAUCCAAGUAUGGCUGCAGGUGGCUCCUUUGGGAAGAAAUAUUACUACACUAGAGCGUGAGGAUACCAUGUAACUGCAGUGGUGACCUCCUCAGAGAAGCCUACCCGUUCUGUUUUGCCUUGAGGUUCCCUUCUCAGCCUUGGGACUCUUUGGAGUCCUACCAUUUAGAAGGCCCUUAUCAGGCACAGUCCCUUGACUUUGGACUCCCAGAACCAAGAGCUGAAUAAGGCCCUCUUCUUUAUGAAUGAAGCGGUUCAUGGUAUCCAGCUAUUGAACUGAACAGAAAAUGGGCCAAGUCUCAGACACACCAUGCCUUGCAGCUGAGGACAAUUCCAAACAUGCGUGAGGUUGGAAAUCUCUGAGAAUUUAGACUGCUGACUAGUGCUCACCCACACCUGAGGGCAGAGGAAGCAUAGUUUGGUUCAAAUUAGCUCAAGCAAAGAGGCUGAGCUCCAGUGUUCUGUGAUGGAAGUGUCCUUGGUGCUGUAAGGAAAAUAAACAAGGACUUCAUUCAAAAAAGAAUGCUCAGCGUCUCAAAACUAUGCAUGGGCAUGUGUGCGGGGAGUAUGAAUAAAUGUAUGGGGAUGAGCAGAUGUGACAGUGUGGGGAUACUCAGUGUGCACACCGCGGGAAGAGCUACAGCAUCUCCGGGUGGAGGGAGUGGAGUUCCCCUUGGUACCCUGAAGAAGGAAGGGCCAGUCCCACAGAAUGUGCAGGGAAGGAUGUGUCCUGCUUACUGGAAAAGGGACUGGUAACAGUUCAGUUUUGGGACCCAGCUCACCUCUUCCUAAUGCUGCCCUCCUGCAGUGUGCACUCUUCAGAGAAAUUUGAACAAACAUCUGUCACAGCACGUAGAACUCCACCAAGAGACCAAAGUUUGAUCCCACCCAAGUUCACUUUGAUGAGCCAAUGAGUUUAUUGAGCUUAACACAGAUGGGAGGAUGUUUAUAGGGUGUGUGACCCCAAAGCGGUGGCACCACUGAAAAGCCUUGCUCCAGCAUAGAUGGAAUACUCCUUCACUUAACUCAGACAUACCACAUGUGUCUGUGCUCUGGUACCUUCUGAGACCACGAGACCAUCUGCAACCUUGGGCGGAAGUCCGCACAGCUGGGAGGGAGCCGUAGUGAGGAG
Messenger RNA from Mastomys coucha (southern multimammate mouse), 2895 nucleotides. It is a transcript of the gene Snx20, whose product is annotated as sorting nexin 20. Gene Ontology annotation, cellular component: early endosome membrane. Gene Ontology annotation, biological process: protein transport. Gene Ontology annotation, molecular function: phosphatidylinositol phosphate binding. The record is from RefSeq and is a predicted model, not a curated record. The transcript is spliced from 5 exons. Lineage: Eukaryota; Metazoa; Chordata; Mammalia; Rodentia; Muridae. Bases 141 to 1082 code for a protein of 313 amino acids.